Messenger RNA from Cladocopium goreaui, 1079 nucleotides. The record is from the annotation of a GenBank genome assembly. Lineage: Eukaryota; Dinophyceae; Suessiales; Symbiodiniaceae.
CUCUCGGGCAACAACGUUGAUUUCUGUCAACUGACGCCGACCGGUGCGAGAUUGCUUCUGAGUCCAUGGCGGGUGCAAGCCGCGACCAUGUGCACAUGGUUUGGGCAAACUCCUCAGAAGGAUCGUCCAGCCAAUCUGAAACUCCACAGAUCUUUCAGCAGAUGCGAUUUCUACCGGGCACAGAUUCAAGAAAUGGCUUGUCUCAAAGUGCCUCAUUCUCCCCUUACAUUUCUAUGCUUGCACAGAACUCUUCAAGUUCGAGUAGCACUUCCCAGGAAGUCACGCGGUUGCAACAACAACAACAACAGCAACAGUUUUUGCAUGACUUCCACGUCAACUUCCCUGCUUCGAGUGGACCGGCACCACCAGGAGGUCCCAGACAGGUGCCCAAAGGCCCGCCGGGCGCAUUGAAUGCUGCCUACGCAGCUAUGGAGACAGAGGCCAAGAGAACAAAUCCACCAAGCAUGGAAGGUGGUCAGUGGCAAAGCUUGCCCAAGCAGCAGCCUUGCCCACCGCAGUUGAAGUUUGCGUCUGCGAGUUCAUCUGGUCAAGCUGCUCCUGUUGCAGCUGAAGGCAGGGUCAAGGAAGGGCAUCCAAGCAAGGGUUCCGUAGGACACGACAAGGGAAAUUGCCGGCCGUGCCACUACUUUCAUUCACGGACUGGUUGUGCCAACGGAGAUCAGUGCAACUUCUGCCACCUGAAACACCCGAAGAGGUCCAGAGUUCGAAUUCCCAAGCAGUAUCGUCAGCAGUGCCGGGCGUUGGCCCAACUUGUUUACGAUACCCAAGGAUGUGACAAGGAGAUUCGGCAGGAGAUGGAGUUGCAACUCUUGAUACAGACCAGUUUUGAUCAUCGACUUACUGCGUACGCCACAUCAGUUCUUAAAAGCCUCCGUGGUGGAGCAGUUCUUCAGGACUUUCCACAGGGCUUGGCGCAUGGCGAUGACCAGGCGAGAAAAGGCACCUGACUGCGCAAAUGAAGCGCAUCUGGAGCUGGGAAAGUCUGAAUAGGAUUCAGACCGUCCCCGGCCCAGACCCAUGGUUGGAGGAGCUGGCUGUGGUAAAAUGUUGAUGUUUGC